Messenger RNA from Phacochoerus africanus (Common warthog), 4085 nucleotides. RefSeq names its product cytochrome P450 3A29-like. The transcript has 13 exons. Gene Ontology annotation, molecular function: heme binding; oxidoreductase activity, acting on paired donors, with incorporation or reduction of molecular oxygen, reduced flavin or flavoprotein as one donor, and incorporation of one atom of oxygen; testosterone 6-beta-hydroxylase activity. The coding region runs from base 2455 to 3966 and encodes 503 amino acids. Lineage: Eukaryota; Metazoa; Chordata; Mammalia; Artiodactyla; Suidae. The record is from RefSeq and is a predicted model, not a curated record. Gene Ontology annotation, biological process: oxidative demethylation; steroid metabolic process.
CACAGUGGUGACAAUGCAGGCUCCUUCACCUGCUGGGCCGCUGAGGAAACUCCAGAAACCAGAAUUUUAACCCAUUCGCUAGUGCAGCCUUGUUUCCCAAAGUGACCCUUUCUCGUGAAAUGGCACAUGUUGAAUGCUGGCGUAUCAGAACAGCAGCAGACUUACCAAUGCUCCCUAAUAGCAUCUUUACAACACGUUUUGAUCAGCAGCUGUUGGGAAGCCACUUACACUUUACUGAGCCUCAGUUUCUCCUCUGUAAACUGGGGGUAGUAGCAUAACCCUGUUUAUAGGUACCCAGAGGAGGCACCCAAAGGGGGCAGAAACAUCAAAAUUCCAGGACUUCGUAUCCUACUUUUUCUGGGGAUCAUCUUUAGCUUCCUAUCCCUGUCUUUGUGGGUUUUUCAACCUUGCAGCCCCUUCUCUCCUCAUUACUUCUCUGUAGGGCUCCGUUUCCCAGAGAUUCCAGGGGUGUGUCCCACACUGGGCUUGGCUCUGUGUCUCACUCCCUCCACGGGAGGCUGCUCCCAAGGGAGGGGACUGUAGGGCUUACAGCCAGCACAGGACCUGCACCUGCAGGUCACCCACUUGGCCUUGAAUCACUGCACAGAUGAACAGAUGUAUUCAUGCCUUUCCCUUAUCAGGGACAGCGAUGGCUUUUAGCUCCUGGAGAAAGUCUGAACCAAGAGAUGACAAAUGAUGAUGGUAGAAAUUUCAUGCUGCACGACACACUCCCAAGAAAAUCAAAGAGGGCAAGUGACAGAGUCGGGACUCACUGCAUGGUACCAAUGAGCCAUCCACCCACACAAGCCAGUGAUGGGCAGCCCUGGGGACUUUCAGGCCAGAGGGAGGGAAAGAGUUAGCAGGAGAGUAGUAUCGCUUUCUGCAGAAGGACUGAAAGUGAGAAAGGUGAAGAGAGAAGAAGGUACACAAACAGCUUAAAUGUGUUAUAUUUCUGGUGAGUUUUAAGAACCUUUGAGGUUUUGUUUUCCACAUAAUCCGUGGUUUCUCAGCCAGGAAGAUACAGGGCAUGGUUCAGGGUGCUGAUAAUGAGCCGAUGUAAUUUCUCAAUGUUUAACCCUCAUAUCUCUCCCAUCAGGAAUUCAGCGGCGUGGGGGUGGGGCUCACAGGUGACACCAACUGCUACUAUAGGCCUCUGCCUUAUCAGCACCUCGUUACCCAAUAAAAAAUUCCUCACUUGCCAAAAAGCAGGAGGCCAUCUGCUCUGACCCUGCCCCCCCUUUGCUCCGUAGAAAAACCUUCUGUGUUCCUUUUGGAGUCCUGUGUGCUGUAUGAACCAUGUCACUAGUGGAUAAGGAGAGAGGUGUCCACUUGGCCACUGGGCUGCCUUCCUCUUUUCAGUCUCCUUAUACUCACUGAUCUUGGACUGCGACUUUUCCAGGGAGAGGGGACCAUUUUUUGGUCUAGAAUCUAACUUGCUAACUAUUGCAGGACCCUCUGAGGGGUCAGCCUGAAUUGCUACCCUUGGUGCAGCCACCACCAUCUCCCCCACGUCCUGCCUCUCCCUCAGGGGCCUCCUGUCUACAGAAUCCUGAUGGGUCGUCCUGACUGUGUAGAGAAAGUGGCCGAGGCCAAGCCAGGACCUCUUGUUGUAUGAACAACCCAGGAAGAUGGCGUGGUCACUAAAGAGCCGUAAGAAAAGGAUGUGCAGGGGGCCCCGCGGACUUACCCCAUCAACACAAGUCCACCAACCUUUCUGGAUGCCCACUCUGUAGAAAGCCCUGUGCUGGGCACCAGGGCAAUAACUGUGACUAAUACCCAGGCUGUGCCCAAGCUCUCCAUCUGGUGAGGGGAUGGAGGUGAGGAAACCAGCAGUGGUGCUGGAGGCAAUGGACUUGUGUGCAGGGGACAGAAGACCCAGUGCAGGAAAUGGUUCUGUCUGGUCAAGGAGGUUGGUUAGGAAGGACUCUCAACUCAGAAGGUUCUGUCAGAGCUGGGAUUUGAAGGAUAAGUAGGAACCUUAUGGGGGUAACAAGGGCAUUGCUGGGCAGAGGGAACCACAGGGGUAAAGAUUUGUAGACCUAGCUCGUCUGAAAGAUUUCAGGUAUUUUGGACUUUAUUUCUGUCAGUCAUGGAGACAGGGCUGUUUAGAGGAAAUUUAAGGUCAAUGGCUUUAUUUAAGUUUCGGUAACCUCGUUGAUGAUAUUGAUUUGGUUGUUUAUUGAAUUCCUACAGAAUAUGAACUCUGGGGAGGACUAACUGGCGUGUUCAUGAUGUUUUGCCAACUCUCGAGGCAGAGAGGCCUCUGGCAGGUGGAGCACAGGGGGCUCUUCCAUUGGCUGCAGCUCCAGCCCCACCUCCUUUCCCAGCGCUUAAACCUCCAGCCCCAGUGACUCUCCAGUGGGCAGCAAGGGGACCUCCGCACUCUCAGAGGCAAAGAGCAGCACACACGGCUGAAGGGACGCUCAGAGGAGGGAACCCCAGAGGACGGUGGCCAUGGACCUGAUCCCAAGCUUUUCUGUGGAAACCUGGCUUCUCCUGGCUACCAGCCUGGUGCUCCUCUAUCUAUAUGGGACCUAUUCCCACGGACUUUUUAAGAACCUGGGGAUUCCCGGGCCGAAACCUCUGCCUUAUUUUGGAAAUGUUCUAGAAUACCGUAAGGGCAUGAGGAAUUUUGACAAUAAAUGUUUUAAAAAGUAUGGGAAAAUGUGGGGGUUUUAUGACGGUAGACAGCCUGUGCUGGCUAUGGCAGACCCAGAAAUGAUCAGAGCAGUGCUUGUGAAAGAAUGUUACUCGGCUUUCACAAAUCGGCGGAAUUUGGGUCCAGUGGGAGUUAUGAAAAAUGCCAUCUCUGUGGCUGAGGAUGAGCAAUGGAAGCGAGUACGAACAUUGCUGUCUCCAACCUUCACCAGUGGAAAGCUCAAGGAGAUGUUCCCCAUCAUUGCCCAGUAUGGAGAUAUGCUAGUGAGGAACCUGAGGAAGGAAGCAGAGAAAGGCAAGUCCAUCAACACGAAAGACAUCUUUGGGGCCUACAGCAUGGACGUGAUCACUAGCACAGCAUUUGGAGUGAACAUCGAUUCCCUCAACAACCCACGAGACCCCUUUGUACAAUAUACCAGGAAGCUCCUAAGAUUUGAUUUCCUCGAUCCAUUUCUUCUCUCAAUAAUAUUAUUUCCAUUCCUCAUCCCAUUCUUUGAAGUAUUAGACAUCACUUUGUUUCCAAGAAGUUGUGUGAAAUUUUUCACACAGUCUGUAAAAAGGAUGAAAGAAAGUCGCCUCAAAGAUCAACAAAUGCGCCGAGUGGACCUUCUUCAGCUGAUGAUUAACUCCCAGAAUUCCAAAGAAACGGACGCCCAUAAAGCUCUGUCUGAUCAAGAACUUGUGGCCCAAAGUAUUAUCUUCAUUUUUGCCGGCUAUGAGACCACUAGCAGUUCUCUCUCCUUCCUGGCGUAUAUGCUGGCCACUCACGCUGACGUCCAGCAAAAGCUGCAGGAGGAGAUUGAUGCGACCUUCCCCAGCAAGGCCCUUCCCAGCUACGAUGCCCUGGCACAGAUGGAGUACCUUGACAUGGUGGUGAAUGAAAUUCUCAGAUUAUUUCCACUUGCCAGUCGGCUUGAGAGGGUCUGUAAGAGGGAUGUGGAAAUCUGUGGCGUGUUCGUUCCCAAGGGGACCGUGAUGAUGGUACCGGUUUUCUCGAUUCACAGAGACCCAGAGCUCUGGCCGGAGCCUGAGGAGUUCCGCCCUGAAAGGUUCAGUAAGAAGAACAAGGACACCAUAAAUCCUUACACUUACCUGCCCUUUGGGAUUGGACCCCGCAACUGCAUUGGCAUGAGGUUUGCCCUCAUGAACAUGAAACUCGCUCUCGUCAGAGUCCUGCAGAACUUCUCCUUCAAACCUUGUAAAGAAACACAGAUGCCCCUGAAACUAAGCCCUCAAGGACUUACACAACCAGAAAAACCCAUUCUUCUGAAGGCUGUGCCCAGAGAUGGGACCGUAAGUGGAGCCUGACUUUGCCUGAUGACUCGGGCUUGGUUCCUCAAGGAAGCUGCACCCCAGAGCUUCAGAGACCUUGAUUUCCUUUGUGAUAAGAACUCGAAAUAAAGAUAAGCUUGAUCUAGUGCAUUUGA